Symbiodinium natans is the source of this 1497-nucleotide messenger RNA. The record is from the annotation of a GenBank genome assembly. NCBI's taxonomy places the organism in Eukaryota, Dinophyceae, Suessiales, Symbiodiniaceae.
AUGAGAGGCUAUUGCAAAGAGGGGUCAGCUGCAAACUUCAUCCCCUCUCGCUGUCAUCUCGUACCCCCUGACCUCCACCUGAAUCGGCGUCGUCCCAAGGCGAAGGACUGCUUGAACUGCUGGAGCACAGCUCGCUUUAGGCCUAUCGAGGCCUUCUUGAUGUUCUGCGGUAGGCAAGAAUUAAAAGGCUGCAGAGAUUUACAUGUUACGCAGGCUGACCCUCUGUGCCCCUGCCAGUUGCUGAUCUGGAAAGUGGAAGACUUGACGUCUUCCGACCUUUUCCACGCCAACCAUGUCUUCAUCGAGGCCUUCAUGGGCUACAACGAAACGAUGCGCACACGGGUGCACAACAAUGCCGGGAGCGACUGCAUUCUGAAGGAGUCCAUGCAGCUCAACUUUGAUGAGGACGACGACGAAGAGAAACUUUUCCUCUUCGUUCAGAAUCAGAAGGCACGCGCAGAGGAUGCAGCCUUGUGCGCGGGUGGAGAUUUCCUCUCAAGCCGUCAAGGACCUGUUGAAGACGGAUCCAUGGCUGAUGACAGUGGCAGCUGGGCUCAAGCCCCACAAUCUCCGGCAAUCAUGGUGCCUUCAACUCGGGACGCAGAUGUAACUGCCCUGGUGCCGCGCUCAGAGGGAAGCUCCGGGGAAGCUCCAGGGAUUGCCGAUGAGUCCUAUGUGGUCCGUGUCCGUUUUGCAGAGUCUCGGUGCUCCCUUCAGGUGCAGCAGCUGAGCAGUUCUAAGCCACGAGACCGGUGGAAGGCCGCGGAUGAGCUGGCGAAGCUCGGAAAGGAGGCCGGUGCGGCCUCCGCCGACUUGCUGCGUUGCCUCGAUGAUGACGACCCCGACGUGCGCUGCGCCGCAGCGCGGGCUGUCGGGCACGUGUGCGAUGACACGGCCGUGGAGGUUCUGAGCCAGCUUCUGGAGGACCCGGAGAACGGAAGGAAGGACGAUGACGGCGGGGUUCGCUGGGGUGCGGCCGAGGCUCUGGGCAACAUCGGCGCGGCCUCGGCAUCUGCCCUGGAGGCCCUUCUCUUGGUCUUGGAAGACGAAGAAGAGGACGCCCGCGGGGCAGCUGCGCAGACAUUGGGAAAGCUGGCCAAAAGCAAGGCCAUAUCCGACAUGACCGAGGUGGUGCAUCGCCUAAGUAUGGCCUUGGCGGACGAUGAGUGGAACGUCCGCCGAGCAGUUGCAGAGGCUCUUGGAAGGUGUGGGGCCAAGGCGACCGGUGGGGUGCAGCUCCUCCUCCGGCGCGUUGCGAGAUCCGAUCCGGACCCACGUGUAAAGAGGGCUGCCGAGGCGGCCUUGAAGCUGAUCGAGUCCAACGCCGAAAUGGCGGAGCCUGCGGAGGACAGCGAAAAGGUCAGGGGUCCUCAGCAAGUUCUUCAGUGGGAUGCCAACUGCUUUCCCAAGAGCUUCCCGCUCAUUCCGCGAGGGCAGAUCUGGAUAACCGCGGUGCCAGUGGAAGAUGAGUACCAUGGGUACGCCGUUCGAGGCUGA